Condylura cristata (star-nosed mole) is the source of this 942-nucleotide messenger RNA. RefSeq names its product olfactory receptor 10R2-like. The transcript has a single exon. Gene Ontology annotation, cellular component: membrane. Gene Ontology annotation, biological process: G protein-coupled receptor signaling pathway. The record is from RefSeq and is a predicted model, not a curated record. The coding region runs from base 1 to 942 and encodes 313 amino acids. NCBI's taxonomy places the organism in Eukaryota, Metazoa, Chordata, Mammalia, Eulipotyphla, Talpidae. Gene Ontology annotation, molecular function: G protein-coupled receptor activity; olfactory receptor activity.
AUGGCCAAUUCCUCUUCUGUUACUGAGUUCAUACUUCUGGGGUUCUCCAGUCUUGGAGAAUUGCAGCUUGUCCUCUUUGUGAUCUUUCUUUGCCUCUAUUUGAUAAUCCUGAGUGGAAACGUCACUAUCAUUUCAGUCAUCCGCUUAGACCGCAGUCUCCACACACCCAUGUAUUUCUUUCUGUGUGUCCUCUCUACCUCUGAGACCUUCUACACAAUUGUCAUCCUGCCCAAGAUGCUCAUCAAUCUGCUUUCUGUCCUCAGGACACUCUCCUUCAUCUCUUGUGCCACUCAGAUGUUCUUCUUCCUUGGUUUUGCUGUUACCAACUGCCUGCUCCUGGGGGUAAUGGGUUAUGAUCGCUAUGCUGCCAUCUGCCAGCCUUUGCACUACCCCAUUCUCAUGAACUGGAGGGUAUGUGGGCUCCUGGCAGCAAGUUGCAUUGUCAGUGGCUUCCUAAUUUCUCUUGUGGGAACGACUUUGGUCUUUAGUCUUCCAUUCUGUGGCUCCAACAAAGUCAACCACUACUUCUGUGACAUCUCACCCGUCAUCCGUCUUGCCUGUGCUGAUACCUACAUCAAUGAACUGAUCAUCUUCAUCUGUGGCGUCUUAGUGCUUGUUAUACCCUGGAUCUUCGUUUGCGUCUCUUACGGUUUUAUUGUCCGGACUAUCCUGAAGAUUCCAUCAACUGAAGGCAAGCGUAAAGCCUUCUCCACCUGCGCCUCCCAUCUCAUUGUCGUCAUUGUCCACUAUGGCUGUGCUUCUUUUGUCUACCUGAGACCUUCAACCAAAUAUUCAUCAGGCAAAGACAGGCUGGUAACAGUGACCUACACUGUCAUCACCCCACUGUUGAACCCCAUGGUAUACAGCCUCAGGAAUAAAGAUGUUCAGGUGGCUAUUCGGAAAAUGAUUGAGAAGACAGGGAUUUCUCCUAAGAUUCUAUAA